AUUUUCUUACAUUGGAACGUUAUCUGUUGUUAUCGAAAAUACAAAUCUGGUAUAAAAUGCAACCAUGUACAUUUUGUCAACUUUUUAUAUACAUUUGGAAAAUGGCCGCCGUCGAAUAGAGAAAUAUUUUCCUUGUUGAAAAAAAUAAAAAGUUAAUAAAAAUUAAAUCAAAUUUUAAAUGAAGACAUUAAACGAGUUGCUAUAGUUUUGAAACCUUCUUUAAUACGCGUAAAAAGUUUAUUUCUAAUAUAAAUUGAAAAAAUAUAUAAAAAAUUACAGAGUCUUGUAUAAAUUCGUAAAAGUCGUGCAAUAAGUUCGAAACAUGUCUUCGUCGCGUCGUCGUGGCGGUAUGGAUAUGAAUCCAAAGUUACACAUGGACCGCCAGCCAACAGUAACACGUAUAACAGAUCCAUCAUUACCAGCUGGUAAACGUCGGGAAAUUGAUAACGUUAUGAAGAAAGCAAGAGCCAACACCAACGAUUAUUGGGAUAAGAAACUCUUGGAAGUCGAGGAAAAGGAUCCCAAUCGUUGGCGUCAUACCGGUUAUAAGAAAAUGUAUAUACAAGGCGAGAGUAGUUCCGGAGAAAGUGAUCGUGAAACAGAUGUCGCGGUUGUGGGUAGUGCAGCUGGUGGAAGUAGCGGAAGCGGUUACCGUUACAAUUCGACUAGUGGUCCACCAUUAUCUGGUGGACGUUACGGUCGGUCGCGAUCUCCGCGUUCUCGAAGUCACUCGCGUUUACGUAAAACUCCACCUCUGUCACCACCUACACGCCGUCGUUCGCCGCCACCAACCUCGCGAGACAUGGUAAAUCGUAUAAGCCGUGUUCGAAAUUCACCACCGUCGUCGGUAGAAGGUCAAACCCGCGGAGGUCGUCCUCGUUCACCUCCGUUACGCGGCGGACCACCGCGCUCGCCAUCGGAUAUGGGUGUUCGCAGACCAGGGGGUGGUGGAAGACCUCGAUCACCACCCGAACCGCCAAUUCGUCGUAAACAAUCGCGUUCGCCAAUCGAGAGACGUCGCAGUUCGCCAUCAAGUUUAAAUAUGGGGCGCCGUCGUAGCCCUCCACCAUCCAAUGUUAGUGGGAUAUCUUCGAAACAAAGAGGACUGAUAUUGCCACGAUCUAAAAGACCACCUUCACCUCCACCAAGGAAUUCGUGUCGAUCGCGCACAAAUAGUUCGGUUAGUAGUUGUUCGGAUGAUUCAUGUUCGGUUUGUUCGCCUAGCCAUCGUCAUAGAUCUCGUUCACUUUCUUUGCCACGCGUACGGGGUGGUCCUCGGUCUCCACCCCCAAAAUCGUCAUCUUCUCGUUCUAUGCAUUAUCAACGUGGUGCUGUAACAGCCUCUACGUCAUCUUCAGCGUCAUCAGCUGCUCGAAUGCCUGGGCGCCCUGUUUCUCCUUCACGUGGAUCGACUAUUGAGAAAUAUCAUCGUAAUGAUGUUGUGCGACACAUAAGCCGUCAACGCAGCAUUGAUAAUCAUUCUGAUGGUCAAGUUAAAGUAACACGAUCCAGUCGUCAUUCGCCUCCAGAAGAUCCACGGUUGAAAAAUAGACCGCCAGAGCCACCAGAACCUACUACUUCAGCUGUUGUACCACCCAAAAAGAAGAAAAAGGAUAAAGAGCUUCGGACGCGUAUAAAAAUUGAAGGAGAAAAGCGCAAAAAACACUCUUCUUCAGAGUCAGACGAUUCAGGUGCAUCGGACAGUGAUGAAACUCCGUUACCUACAUUCACAGCUACUACGCGUCUAACUUUGUCGGAACGUUUCGGUAAAAUGGCACAGUGGUCUAUUGAUCGAAGCAAUAUGGAAAAUAUGCGUAUUACAAAAGAUUCCGCUGGAGGAGCUCUGAAAGUUAUGAUAGAAGAGGGCUUGGAAUCUCCGCCGCGUCGCUAUUCGUAUUCGCCAGCACCGGUUGGCCAUUUCCCUGAGGAAUUAGCAACAACAGCACCGUCGGGCAUGUUGUCUUGGGAUGACGUACGCGUUCGUUACGAAUAUUAUAAAUCUCGUGGAUACUUAAGGGACUUAGAUCUAAAGGACUAUAUCAAGUGGGAGGAAUGGUGGUAUAAGUACCAAGAAUGGCUAAAACAUGAACGAUAUUAUGAGUAUUGGGAACGACAACAAUUAGCUAGGCGUAGACGUAAAAAAUUGCCCAUAACUCAAAGACUAAACUAAAUAAUUUAAAGUAAAUAAAGUAUUCUUCAUUUUUUUCAAUUACAUAAUUUUUAUACAUAAUAUUAGUAAUUUAUCAUUCUCGCCUUUUGUGAAACCAUGUUGAUACUUUAUCGACACAUUUUUCUUUUCAUUUUUACAUUUUGAAUGUAUGAAAUUUUUAUAGUAAGAUUUUUAUUUGUAUUCAAUUUCAAGAAAUUAUAAAAUCUUUGUUUUUUAUUUUUGAUUGAAAUAGUAUAGCUCUAUAUUUUUUCUAUAAUACAAAAUAACAGCGUAGUUUAAUAGAAAUGAAAAUUACAUCAAAAUAAGGUAAAGUAAAACUUCUUCAGUUUAUAAAGAUACAUUAUUGUAAUUAUAAAAAUUAUAUAAUAAAUAUAAAGAGUAAUUAAA
Messenger RNA from Lucilia sericata (common green bottle fly), 2557 nucleotides. RefSeq names its product serine/arginine repetitive matrix protein 1. The record is from RefSeq and is a predicted model, not a curated record. The transcript has 7 exons. NCBI's taxonomy places the organism in Eukaryota, Metazoa, Arthropoda, Insecta, Diptera, Calliphoridae. The coding region runs from base 323 to 2170 and encodes 615 amino acids.